CAACAGCCGCCCUGUCCAACCUCACCACUUCCUUGACCGUAUUCUCUGCCGUCAGCACAUAACCCAUCAUGGCUGACAGAUACUCGUUCUCGUUGACGACAUUCUCGCCCAGUGGAAAGCUGGUACAAAUAGAGUAUGCCCUGAACGCCGUCAACCAGGGUGUAACGUCGCUGGGGAUCAAAGCUACCAAUGGUAUCGUGCUCGCGACCGAGAAGAAGUCAUCAUCGCCGCUCAUCGACUCGCACUCUUCGUCCAAGGUCAGCCUCAUAACACCCAAUAUUGGCAUGGUCUACUCGGGAAUGGGACCCGACUACCGCGUUCUCGUCGACAAGGCCCGCAAGGUCUCACACACCGAAUACAAGCGCAUCUACAACGAGUACCCACCCACGAGGAUAUUGGUGCAGGACGUUGCGCGGGUGAUGCAGGAGGCUACACAGUCAGGUGGUGUCCGACCAUACGGUGUCAGCCUGCUGAUCGCAGGAUGGGACGACGGCAUCGAGCCAGAAGCAGAGGGCAAGAGCGAAGAGCAGACAAGCGAGGAGAAGAAGAAAGUCAAUAGCAAGACGGGCGGUAUCUUGAAAGGCGGACCCAGCCUGUACCAGGUCGAUCCCAGCGGCAGCUACUUUCCGUGGAAGGCGACAGCGAUCGGCAAGAGUGCGACGAGCGCGAAGACCUUCCUUGAGAAACGGUACACCGAAGGUUUGGAGCUGGAGGAUGCGAUUCACAUCGCUCUACUUACCUUGAAGGAGACGAUAGAAGGAGAGAUGAACGGCGAUACGGUGGAGAUCGGCAUCGUUGGCCCACCAGAGCACAGGCUUCUUGGAGUCGAGGGAGUCGAGGGAGCAGUCGGCCCACGGUUCAGGAAGUUGAGCCCCUCAGAAGUCGAGGACUACCUUACGAAUCUGUAAAGUACAAGAUGUUUGUAAGAGAGUUCAGCAUGGCCCUUGCAGUUUGAUCACAGUGGCAGAACGGCCCCGUACGUUCGCGCAGUACUGUUCAUGAGCAC
Molecule: messenger RNA, 1006 nt
Organism: Dothidotthia symphoricarpi CBS 119687
Lineage: Eukaryota; Fungi; Ascomycota; Dothideomycetes; Pleosporales; Dothidotthiaceae
Product: N-terminal nucleophile aminohydrolase
Exons: 4
Coding region: 69-908 (279 amino acids)
Biological process (GO): ubiquitin-dependent protein catabolic process
Cellular component (GO): proteasome core complex; proteasome core complex, alpha-subunit complex
Source: RefSeq, a predicted model, not a curated record